AUGGGUCGCGGCGCGGACGCGAUCCGAGACGUCGCUCGACGAGGGGCGCGCGCGCUGGAGGGGGCGCAGCGCGCGUCGGCGUCGACGACGACGACGACGACGACCGUGGCGAGGGGCCCCAUCGCCCAUCGUGGGAUCAAAUCGCUCGAUAAGAGCGGGAAGCGCGCGGUGAACGCGAAGGCGAGGUCGAAGACGAACGAAAAGAAUACCACGGCCACGGUGCGGGCGAAUGAUUUCGCGAGACGGGCGAAGGCGUCGCCGGCGGCGGCGACGGUGAGCGCCGCGAAGGAUGUGGCGGUCACGGGCACCGUGUACCCGGUCAAGCCAGAGGGGAACAAGACGUACGCGAACGUCGACGGUCAGCGCAUCGACGACGGGCGAUACACCAAGUUCAAGAAGGAUAUCUUGAGCGUCAUUCCAGAGGACAGAAUUUACACGGACCCGGUGAAGACGUUUGCGUACGGUACGGACGCAUCUUUUUACCGCCUCCUGCCGCAGGCGGUGGUGAAGAUCCACAACGAGGCCGAGGUGAAGAACCUUCUCCCUAUCGCCGCCGAGAACGCGACCCCGGUGACUUUUCGAGCCGCCGGUACGUCGCUCUCCGGUCAGGCUGUGACGGACUCUAUCUUGCUCAAGCUGUCGCACACCGGUAAGAACUUCAGAAAGUACGAGAUCCAUGGCGACGGUAGCGAAAUCACCGUUGAACCGGGUCUCAUUCUCGGCGAGGUCAAUAGAUUGCUCCAAGCGCACAAGGCGAAGCAUGGACACGACGUUCAGUACAAGAUGGGUCCGGAUCCGUCGUCCAUUGACUCGUGCAUGAUUGGCGGCGUCGUCGCCAACAACUCUUCGGGCAUGUGCUGCGGUGUGAAGCAAAACACUUACCACACUCUUAAGGACAUGCGCAUCGUCUUCGUCGACGGCACCGUUCUCGAUACCGCCGACGCGGCAAGCCGCGAAUCGUUCUUGAAGACGCACAAGCACAUCGUCGAAGGAGUGCAAGACAUCGCACGACGCGUGAAUGCGGAUAAGGAUCUCACCGCGCUUAUCCGAAAGAAGUUCGCCAUCAAGUGCACCACUGGUUACUCUAUCAACGCUCUCGUCGAUCACCCAAUCGAUGAUCCGAUUGAAAUCAUCAAGCGUUUGAUGAUCGGUAGCGAAGGAACCUUUGGUUUCGUAAGCCAAGCGACGUACAAGACCGUCGUUGACCACCCGCACAAGGCGAGCGCAUUCAUAGUAUUCAAAGAUGUCGAGGACGCGUGCCGAGCCGCGGCUGUACUUCGCGCCAAGACCAGUGUCGAUGCGGUUGAGCUUUUCGAUCGCGCGUCGCUUACACAGUGUGAAGAUCACGAGAAGAUCAUGAGCCUCGUGCCAACCAUCAAGGACGCACCCAAGUACGGCGCAGCGCUCCUCAUUGAGUGCCGAGGUGCGACGGAUGACGAGUUGAACUCGGGCAUCAGUGCGGUGGAGAAUGCCCUUGAUGGAGCUAACCUUAAGUUCUUGAACGAUCGCGCGACAACGUACCCGUUCAAGAAGGAGGAGGACGUUUACAAGGUGUACUGGGAUGUUCGCAAGGGUCUCAUCCCGAUGGUUGGCUCGUGUCGCGAGGCGGGCACCUCGGUGCUCAUCGAAGACGUCGCGUGCGAGGUUGACAAGCUUGGUGCCAUGACCAAGGACUUGAUCGCCAUGUUCGAGCGCUUCGGCUACGACGAUGCCUCGUGCAUGGGUCACGCCCUUGAGGGUAACUUGCACUUGGUGUUCUCUCAAGGUUUCCGUACUGAUGAGGAAGUCAAAAAGUACUCUGCCAUGAUGCGAGAGAUGUGCGAGAUCGUCGCCGAGAAGUACCAAGGUAGCCUCAAGGCUGAACACGGUACUGGGCGCAACGUCGCGCCGUUCGUCGAGAUGGAAUGGGGCACAAAGGCGUACAACAUCAUGUGGGAGCUCAAGGAACUCUUUGAUCCCGACUACGUACUGAACCCGGGCGUGGUCCUGAACAGAGAUCCGCACGUGCACGAGAAGAACCUCAAGCCGAAGCCUGUUGCUGACCCGAUCGUCGACAUGUGCAUGGAGUGCGGCUUCUGCGAGUCAAAUUGCCCGACUCGUGAUGUCUCGCUCACCCCAAGACAGCGUAUUACUGUUUAUCGCGAGAUCUCCCGUCUCCAAGGCAUCGAGGCUGGCGCGCGUACAAAGGAAGAGCAAGACCGACUUAACGAGUUCUUGGACAUCUUCGCGUACGCUGGUAACAGUACGUGCGCUGCUGACGGCAUGUGCGAGGUGAAGUGCCCGGUUGGCAUCAACACCGGCGAGCUCGUGAAGAGCAUCCGCGCCCGCGAAAUGGAGAGCGCGCGCUCGGCCAAGUCCUUGGCCGGCAUGGUCGCCCGCAACUUCGGUGCCGCGACUGCUUUGGUGCCACCGUUGCUCAACACGGUCUCCAUGGCUCACGGUAUCCUCGGCGAAGGUGUGUUGAAGGGUGUCUCUGGGAUGUUGAACAAGGCGUCGAGCAACAUGAUUCCGGUGUGGAACCCGUACAUGCCGACUGGUGCUCCGAAGCUACCGCCGCCGAUUCCGGCGCGAGCCGAUGCACAGCCGUCGAAGGGUAUCCCACGCAAGGUUGUGUACCUGCCUUCUUGCGUGACCCGUAUGAUGGGACCGGUGAAGGGUGAGGAGGCGAACGGGGGUGUUGCUGACGCGAUGAUGAGCAUCUUGGAUAAGGCCAAGUACGAAGUUGUUUACCCCGAGGGUCUCAAUUCUCAGUGCUGUGGUAUGAUCUUCAACUCGCGAGGCUUGAAGGAUCAAUCCAUCGCCAAGGGUUUCGAUCUCGAGCAAGCGCUUUUGAAGGCGUCUGAAGGCGGCAAGUACCCGAUCAUCGUCGACACGUCCCCGUGCUUGGCGCAGAUCAAGGAGCAACUGGAAAGCCAAGAGCUUCGAUUCGCGCUCUAUGAACCAUCCGAGUUCAUUGCGAAUCAUCUUGUCGACAAGCUCGAGUGGAAGAAGGUGAAGAAGCACAUUGCCGUUCACGUCCCGUGCUCUUCAAAGAAGAUGGGUGUGGAGCAAACUUUCAUGAAGUUGGCGAGCAAGUGCGCCGACGAGGUCUCUGGCUCUGGUAUUCCGUGCUGCGGUAUGGCCGGUGAUCGCGGUAUGCGAUUCCCAGAGAUAACUGACUCAGCUUUGGGUUAUAUGAACCUUCCGAAGGGCUGCACCGAUGGUUACUCCACGUCCCGCACGUGCGAGGUGAACCUUUCGAACCACGCCGACGGUGUACCGUUUAGAGGCCUUGUGUAUUUGAUCGACGAGGCGACAUCGGCGAAGAAUUAA
This is a messenger RNA of Ostreococcus tauri, 3312 nucleotides long. Its product is annotated as FAD linked oxidase, N-terminal. Lineage: Eukaryota; Viridiplantae; Chlorophyta; Mamiellophyceae; Mamiellales; Bathycoccaceae. The record is from RefSeq and is a predicted model, not a curated record. Gene Ontology annotation, biological process: lactate catabolic process. Bases 1 to 3312 code for a protein of 1103 amino acids. The transcript has a single exon. Gene Ontology annotation, molecular function: D-lactate dehydrogenase (cytochrome) activity; iron-sulfur cluster binding; FAD binding.